AAGCCUGUUCUAACGAGUUCAAAAAAGCGCACGCAGGUAGGGCGUGGCGAGGCGCGUCUUUUUCCUGCACAGUGUUUUUGAAUCAUCACUCCUGAUUAGACUUUACAGACCAGCCGCACUGAGGAGCAGCAUUGGGCCACGCUCGGAUCACUCAGAGGGCAAGAUGACUUCAUACACGUGGAUUUUACUUAUUCUGGCAAGUCUUGUGGCAACAAGAGCGCAAGAUUUUGACCUCGGUGAUGCUUUUGGUGAUGUUGUCAAGCCCACUCCGAAGCCAACAGUGAAACCAGCCCCACCGAAAAACCCAGAUUCAGGAUUUGAUAUUUCAGAUGCCUUCGAUUUUGACCCUAAAAAACCUGAAGUGGUUCCCCCCAAAAAAGAAGAUGAUAAAAAGAAACCAUCUGAAGGUGAAUUCGAUCUGUCUGAUGCAUUUGGUCCAGAUACUGAGCCCAAAAAGCCUGUGGUCCCACCCAAAGAGAGAGGAACUGGUGGUGGAGAAUUUUUGAUGACAAAGACCUCUUUGAAGUGAAUGAAGGGGGGUGAAAUACAAGCCCGAUGGAGGCCGAGUGGAGGG
This is a messenger RNA of Cyprinus carpio (common carp), 574 nucleotides long. RefSeq names its product CD99 antigen-like protein 2. The transcript has 10 exons. Bases 164 to 529 code for a protein of 121 amino acids. Gene Ontology annotation, biological process: positive regulation of neutrophil extravasation; homotypic cell-cell adhesion; T cell extravasation. NCBI's taxonomy places the organism in Eukaryota, Metazoa, Chordata, Actinopteri, Cypriniformes, Cyprinidae. The record is from RefSeq and is a predicted model, not a curated record.